Messenger RNA from Euleptes europaea (tarantolino), 1277 nucleotides. RefSeq names its product ADP ribosylation factor interacting protein 1 (gene ARFIP1). The transcript has 9 exons. The record is from RefSeq and is a predicted model, not a curated record. The coding region runs from base 1 to 1212 and encodes 403 amino acids. Gene Ontology annotation, molecular function: protein domain specific binding; phospholipid binding. Gene Ontology annotation, biological process: intracellular protein transport; regulation of Arp2/3 complex-mediated actin nucleation. Gene Ontology annotation, cellular component: trans-Golgi network membrane. Lineage: Eukaryota; Metazoa; Chordata; Lepidosauria; Squamata; Sphaerodactylidae.
AUGUCAGAACACAUCAAGGAUCCCACAACUAUUGAUGAACCUCACCAGGCUCCAGAAGAAAUCCAGUCUGAUUCUGAGGACUGUUCAAUGGCUCAAGAAUAUCCAAAAAAUUCAGCUGCAGAGAUUCCAGUGACUAGUAAUGGAGAACCUGAAGAUACACAUGAGCACAGUUUUAAUAGGGACCUGAACCGCUCUAUACCAGCUGGACUUGGUCUGUCUGAAACCCAGAUUACAUCUCAUGGCUUUGACAGUACCAAGGAAGGGGUCAUUGAAGCAGGACCUUUUCAAGGUUCCUCAGCACCACCCAUGUCACCUGUUAUAUCUCCUAGCAGUGCAGCAGCUAGCAGACUGGCUGGACAAGGGAGUGAUUUAAUUGUUCCCACAGGCAAUCUACGGAUGCAGCAAAAGAGUGGACCAGUUGUUCUAGCAGAUGAAAUGAAGAAUCCAGCCAUGGAAAAACUGGAGCUUGUGAGAAGGUGGAGCCUAAACACUUACAAGUGCACUCGUCAGAUAAUCUCUGAGAAACUGGGCCGAGGUUCACGAACAGUAGAUCUGGAGUUGGAAGCUCAAAUAGAAAUCCUGAGGGAUAACAAAAAGAAAUACGAAAACGUCCUGAAACUGGCACAGACCUUGUCCACACAGCUUUUCCAGAUGAUGCAUACCCAAAGACAACUUGGUGAUGCGUUUGCAGACCUCAGUUUGAAGUCAUUAGAACUCCAUGAAGAGUUUGGAUAUAAUGCUGAUACUCAGAAACUUCUUGCUAAAAAUGGUGAAACUCUUCUUGGAGCAAUUAACUUUUUUAUUGCCAGUGUGAACACUUUGGUGAAUAAAACUAUUGAGGAUACAUUAAUGACUGUAAAACAGUAUGAAAGUGCCAGGGUCGAAUAUGAUGCUUAUCGCACAGAUCUGGAAGAAUUGAAUCUUGGCCCACGUGAUGCAAAUACUUUGCCAAAGAUCGAACAGUCACAACAGCAAUUUCAGAUAUAUAAAGAAAAAUAUGAUAAAAUGCGUAAUGACAUAUCUGUUAAAUUGAAGUUUUUGGAGGAAAACAAGGUCAAGGUACUGCACAAUCAGCUUGUUCUGUUCCACAAUGCUGUCGCAGCAUACUUUGCAGGGAAUCAGAAGCAGCUUGAACAGACACUUAAACUAUUCCAUAUCAAAUUGAAAACACCUGGAGUAGAUGCACCAUCUUGGCUUGAAGAGCAGCAAUAAACCUUGGCAUGAAGAUCCAUGGUCAUCUUAGAAUCUUGAGGAUCAAGGAACUUGGAUAAAGAGAA